Messenger RNA from Saprolegnia parasitica CBS 223.65, 2202 nucleotides. RefSeq lists its product as hypothetical. Bases 1 to 2202 code for a protein of 733 amino acids. NCBI's taxonomy places the organism in Eukaryota, Oomycota, Saprolegniomycetes, Saprolegniales, Saprolegniaceae. Gene Ontology annotation, molecular function: metal ion binding; protein binding. The record is from RefSeq and is a predicted model, not a curated record. The transcript is spliced from 2 exons.
AUGCGCAUCUCGAGCUACGACGCGCCCUUCUCCGCCGACGACGUGGACCUGCUCCAUGCACAGGGUGAGGCGGCCAUGGAGGACCUCUUGCGCUACGACCUCUUUAAGGCCCACGCCUACGCGCGCCUCGGCGAGAAGGACAACGUGGCCAUGUUCGAGGUCGACGACGACCAGCUCUACACGGUCAAGGGCUCCGUAACCAUCUACACACACCUCGCCGAGGUCCUCGACCUCCUCAACACGCGCCCGCCCGACUACUCGUACGUGCUCUCGCGGCUCCUCGGCGGCCUCCACGCCAUCAACCGCAUUCUGCAUCCCAAGACGACGACGGACGCCAAAGGCCGCGGCGCCAUGCUGCCGAGCGACGACGAAGACGCGAUGCUCGUGACGUGGCUCGCCGUGAACGCAGCGACCGAGGCGGCGUCGGCCAAAACGGUGCCGGCCGUCUCGCGCGAAUUCUGCUUCCUCCGCUACUCGGGGUAUUUCAACCACAGUGAAGCCGGCGUCCGGCGCGUGCUGCCGGACGAGCCGCUCUCGCCGACGUCGAUGGCGGUCUCGGUCUGGGACUCGAUCGACUUCCAGCCCGUCUACAUCAACGCGUCGAUCGGGCGACUCGUGCGCUCGGGCUUUCUCCUCACGCACACGUCAACGCCCAACGCGGUCCAGGUCCAUUUUCUGCUCUCGUCCGUCGGCGCGCAUGACAAGACGCUCCUCCAGCGCAUCGUCCGGUCGACGCUGCUCAACUUGGCCCCGACGAUCAUGGAGCUGCGGCUCUUCAAAGACCAGCUGCUGCUCAAGAGCGCCUGGGGCGAUGGCAGCAUGUGCACCAUCUGCCUCAAAGCCUUCACGUUCCUCCGCCGCAAGCACCACUGCCGGCUCUGCGGCGACGUCUUCUGCGCCACGUGCUCGAUCGGCCGGAGCCGUCCCGAAAUGGGCGACAGCGUCCGAGUCUGCGCCUCGUGCAUCGAAGGCAACCCAUCGAGUAUGAUGCGCGCCUCCGACAAGCUCUUCUCGAUCGCGCAUCGCUUCUCGAUCCUCGCGCCGCCACGUCGCAAGUUUGCAGCCCCCUGGCCGCCGCGCGACGAGCCCCCCGCGACGACCAAGCCGUUUGACAUUCCAUCCAGUAGUAGCCACCAGCAAGGGCCUCAAUGUGACCGCGAGUGGGUGUCGCAGCCUGGACGCCGGACGGACCGCCCACUGCCAGUCCGGGCCACCGACGUGUUCCGGAAGCAGUCGUUGCCGGAAGGCCGCAAGCACUCGGUGUCGGCCAAGGACAUCCACAUCGGGUCGGCGCCACCGGUUGGGAUUGACCCUGUGUUUGAGAAGCGGUUUGAGAAGGGUGUGCACCCGCGCACCCACUCGGCGCGCCCAGUGUUCUUAUCCCACGACGUCUCGUCCGAGGGCACAUCGACGACGCCGCACUCGCCGUGGCUCCACGACCGGCGAUCGUCGCCGCAGGACCGGCGGUCGUCGCCCCACUACAUGAGCUACAGCCUCCCGCCCGAGUCGCGCUGGAUGCCACCGACGUCGACACCCACGGAGAGCACGCCCACGUGGCUACAUCCCGAGGCAAAUCACACUGUCCCGAGCCCAUGGACCGACGACGGGUACAUCUACGAGAGCACGGGGUUUGACUACCCGCUCAACUUUCGCAAUGGCAACCCGUGGCCGGACGCGCCAUUGACGGCGACCGAAGCGCAGCGCCUGGAGAAAGCGACCGCGCUCGACCUGCUCCGGCGCCGCGACGACAUGGCGCUCUACCUCAAGAUCGCGUGCAAGACGGCGCAGUGCCCGAUUGGCACGCUCUGUGUCGUCGGCGGGUCGGCCGGCCUCCUCCUCGCCAAGAUCGGCGGCGUCUCAAUGGACACGCUGCCGCGCCACAUCAUGCUCGAGUCCCACGCGAUCAUGUCGUCCGCCCCCACGAUCGUGCUCGACUGCAAGGAGGACCUCCGCUUCGCCUUGAACCCGCUCGUCAACGCCAGCGACGACGUGGGCGUCCGCUUCUACCUCGGGAUUCCGCUGACAACGUCCGACGACGUCGUGCUCGGCGUUCUCUCGCUCGUCGACACCAAGCCCCGGGACCGCGUCCGGAAGGCCGACAUCAAGAGCUUGGUCCAAGUCGCCGACACGAUCAUGGCGCGCAUUCAGGACACGGUCGGGCGCCAGCCCGAGCCGACGCCGGUCGACUUGGACAUUGACUAG